AUGAAGCUGCUCUUGUGUACCGUUGCGCUUGCGUCCUUUUCGACGCUACUGCAAGCUGCAGUAGUCCCCGUCGGCGGCUCGCGAGACGUCGAUCAGGGGCGCAAGCUUUUCGCACGAGCAACCUCCACGGCAAAGACCACGACUUCGGCCAGCAAGACCACAUCAAAGACCACCAUAAAAGCGGCCACGACUUCGAAGACGACAACUUCGUCGUCCAAAGUCGUCACCUCUACUGCGGCCGUGAUCUCAUUUGCAUGGUCAGUUCCCUUGCUUGAAUUGGGUGUGCUCGGUGCCCUGAACUGACAAUUGCACGGGUCCACAGUCCCGUCGGAAAGUUCGCGUACUCAUCGAGCUGCGUCACCUCCUGCCCCGGAGCCUACUUUGAAAAUACGACUGCCAGAGCUUUCCAAGGUAAGUAUUUAGAGAAGGCGUGCUCGCCUGCCGCAGACCGUCUCAAGCGCAGCGGCGUGGGGCGAGCGGAGGAAGGCCACGAGGAGGCGAGAGCCUGCGUCGGAACCGCGGCUGAUGCGAUUGGUCCCCCCCACCCCUCUUCUUCUCUUCUUCUCUCCUUCUCUCAGCCUGCAAGGACAGAAACGCCGGUACCUGUAACGACAAGGGUGCUGCCACCUCUUGCACUCGGAACACGUGGCUCUUUGCCGGCACGUGCGUGUCCUCGUGUCCCCCGACGGGUUACUACGCCGAUCGGCCCACCCGAUCCUGCAUCGGCUGCCUGCGCUACGCCACAACCUGCGAUGCUUCAGGGGCCUUGACGUGCCCCACAGGACAGUUCAUUUCGACUAUCAACGGUUGCGUGUCAUCCUGCCGAGCUUGGAACUACCUGGACAAGGAUGGUGAGUCUUGAAAGCCUCCACAUCCUGUCUUGGCUGCUGUCACGUUCCGUCGAAGCGUGUUCAGAGCUCAUCCACUCUGUUCAAAACACCCAUCACACAGGCACUGUCGAGAUUGCGCCACGGUCGAUGCGAACGCCGCAACAUGCAACUCGACCCAAGCCUUCACAUGCAAAAGCAACACGUUCGCCUACCAGGGCAAGUGCGUAAGCUCCUGCCCCGCCAAGUUUCUCAACUCCCCGAGCGGCGCCUGCCUUCCAUGCGGCGACGCCGAUGCCCAGACGUGCUCGAUCGUAUCUCAGGGCUUGGUUGCCACUUCUUGCGGCGUCAACUUCCUCACCACAGCUGGUGUGUGCGCGGCGGUCUGCCCGACGUCCUACUACCCCGAUUUGACCACCCACACGUGCAAGCGGUGCUCGGACCCGCGUGCGAGUGCGUGUUCUGCGACAGAGGCGACGGCCUGCACCGGCAGUGUGCUCUCUCUCGGUGCUUGUGUCGACAAAUGCCCCGUCUCGCAGUACGCCGACGACAAAGCCGUUUGCCGCAACUGCCAAGAUUCCAAUGCUCUCUCGUGCACGAGCACGGCCGCUUUGACAUGCAACGCUCCCACAUACCUCAACGCUGGUACUUGCGUCUCAAACUGCCCUUCAGGUCUCUUCUCGGACGAUAGGGAGUCUCUCAUCUUCCGCACUUCCCGCAAAGAGCAAGGGCCAUCGAUCAGCGAUUGUGCCAUGGCCCAUUAACGAGGCUGACCACCCCACGCAUCUGGUCGCGCUCGCAUUUUCGCAGUCACUCGCUCUUGCGUUAUCGGCACCAACUGCUCCAUCACGACCUUUGCCAAGAGCACGACCAGUCACUGCACCGACUGCGAGACCCACGCGCUUACCUGCGUAUCGGAAACGCGCGCUCUCACCUGCGACAAGGACACCUACUUGACUAACGCCCAUUGCUUGACCGCCGAUCAAUGCCCUCCGGGGACCUACCCGGACUCGGCUAGCCGUACCUGCCGAAGGUGCAGCACUCGUGAGUCGGCUAGACCAAGAGAGAUCUUGAAUGAUUUGUGAUGAGAUCACUAAUCUGACAUCUCACUUCCGCAGUUGCGCCGAACUCGAGGACGUGCGACGCCAAGGGCGCAAUCGCGUGCAACCCCGAUGCGAACGGCGCGCAGACGUUCCUCACGGCCUCGAAACAAUGCGUGUUCGCCGCUCAAUGUCCCAUGGGAACGUGGCCCAAGUCCGACGACGAUGCGCUGGUGUACGUGUGCAACCCCUGUGAUGACGGUACCACCUCCUGCACGGACAAUGGCGCUGGCUACGCGAUCUCCUGUGGAACGACGUCUGCUCAGGUGGACGUGUACCUUGACAAGGCGCUCAAGACUUGUGUCGCCACCUGCCCCGUCAAAUUCUUCCCGCAAGCCUGUAAGUUCUCAAACCCCGGUGGCGUGGCAGCAGGCGUCGUUGCUGAUGGCCCACACGCUGUGCAGCCUCUUCGACGUGCGAACGAUGCGACGACGGCGAUGACAACUGCAGCGCCAACGGAGAAGGUACUGCGUUGAAGUGGUGAGUGGAGCCCGGAGGCUAGACCUUUGUGACGAUCCCCGGCAAAAACCAUCAUUCUGACGAAAGCCAGCUUAUCACAUAACCCAGCGGUCUCAACUCGAACAAUCAACAAACCUUCCUGUCGCCGUCGAAGGACUGCGUUCUCGACUGGGGUUGCGCCGCUGCCGGACCUUACUUCCCUGACUAUCGUGAGUCGAAUUUAUCGACUACUUUUACACUAGCGCCCACUUGCAGUUCGCUGAUCAACUCUAUACACGACUCCUGGCGGUAGAACGUGCUGCUUGUGUGUCAUGCGACAGCGGUGAGCUCGCUUGCAACCACGACGGUGCCGGCGGUGCGACCCGAUGCGGAAAAGAUGCCAUUUCGGGCGUUCAACUGUACCUUGCCCCUUCCAAGGAUUGCGUGACGGAAGAUGCCUGGUAUGUUCAGCGCCCGAGUGUCCCUGGAAUUUUCAAUCGCAGACCUGUGAUCUGAGCGAUCUCUUCGUCAUGUUCGUUGCAGCCCGACCAACACUUGGGUCGACAAGCAGGGCAACACCUGCGCAGCAUGCCCCUAUGGUGCCCUUCAGUGCAACUCCGCUACGGAUGCCACCAUCUGGUAAGAGCGCUGCCUGCAAAGGCCCUACCCGAAUUUCGCUCGCGGACAGUUCCUUGACCCACCCUUGAGUACAUUAUUACACAGUGGAGCGGACCCCAACAACCCUGCGAUCGCCUUGUACCUCCAGGACGGACUCUGCAUCACCGCGGACAAGUGCCCUGCGAUGACGCACGCCGAUCCUCGCUUCGGCGUGUGCGCGGCCAACUAG
Molecule: messenger RNA, 3212 nt
Organism: Microbotryum saponariae
Lineage: Eukaryota; Fungi; Basidiomycota; Microbotryomycetes; Microbotryales; Microbotryaceae
Source: the annotation of a GenBank genome assembly